Molecule: messenger RNA, 3752 nt
Organism: Phalacrocorax carbo (great cormorant)
Lineage: Eukaryota; Metazoa; Chordata; Aves; Suliformes; Phalacrocoracidae
Source: RefSeq, a predicted model, not a curated record
GCCAGAGGGAUGGAGAGCCCUGGAGCCUCAGCCCCUUCUGCCCCCUGCCUUGGGGGUCCACAGCCCAUAGCAUCCCUGGAUGAGCUGGGGACCGGCACAAGCAGGGGGGGUGACACUCAGUGCCGGUGAAAACAACCUCAGUCCUUAAGGAGUUAAGACUUCUGGGGUUAGUGGAAAAAUGUUCUUUUGGUGACAGAGCUUAGCCUGGCUCCCCAGGACCCCUCCACUGGGUUCCUGGUGCCAUGCAUGAAGCCACGCAAACAUAAAAAUCCAUUUGGAAUAGACUUGAAUUUGCCAGGGUGACUAAAUGCUGUAACAACUUAAAGACUAAAAAGACAACCCCCCCCCGAGGCUGUUCCUUUAAGGGAUGCUGGGUUUUCCCAUGGACUGACUCAGACUGGAAACUCUCAGUUUUUCUCGAUGCAGCAAUCUAGGUCAGGCUUGCUGACAGUUGCUGAUGCUUCUCGUCCCGCCCGGCAGCCCCGGCCGCAGCAGCAGGCAGAGGGGCCCAGCAGCACAUGUCCUGAGGACUGGCAAGACUAUGCCACGCACGGGCGGCAGCUGCAGCCCAGGCCAUGGUGGGGUCCGGCGAGGCUUUGGUGCUCCACGUCCUGCUCUGCUGCCUGUGCGGAGGUUUUGGCGCAGGUGUUGCAAAUAUCAAGUGCUCAGGUCAUGUCUGGAUCGAGCCUGCACUGGUGGUGCAGAUGGGCUCCAACAUCUCCAUCAACUGCAUCUCCACCCUUGGCUGUCCCUGGGCCCAGUUCUUUAUCGUCAUCAACUACAACCACACUGAGGGUCCCCUGCGUCCCUUCAACAGCAGCGCUGUCCGGUUCCAGCUGCGCAAUUUCCGGAUGCCCUCCGGGUCCAUCACCUGCUUCGCCCGCUGCCCCAACAGCAAAAAGCAGCUGCUGGUGUGCGGCACUGAGGUCCUGGCUGGCUACCCUCCGGACCCCCCCAGCAACCUGACCUGCACCAUCCACGAGUUCUCAGGGCUCCUGGCAUGCACGUGGGAUGUGGGGCGGCCGACCCACCUACACACCCACUAUGCCCUUCACCUGCGCAGUGUGGGGACAGCAGCAGCAGAGGAUGCUGAGGAUGCUGAGGAGAAGGUCUUCCAUGAAGGCAAGCCAGUGCAGCUGAAUGAACUGCGCAGUGGGAGCCACUACUCGGCAUGGGUGCAGGCCAGCAACGCACUGGGUGCUGCUCGUUCAGCCCCAAGGCACCUCAACCUGCAGGAGCUUGUGGUCCCAGCUCUGCCCCUGGUCACCAGUGCUGAGACAACGGAGACAUCGCCUCCCACCACCACCAUCCACUGGAGGAGGCAGACUCUGCUGGACAAUGUGUACUGUGAGGAGCGACACAAAGCCAUGGGUGCCCCGGUGGAGGUGUGGAACCGUGCAACGCAGCAGGGGCCCCGCUCACAGCAUGACCUGCAGAGUAACACCCAGUACAUGUUUCAGGUCAGGUGCCGGCUCAGCCCUGCUAACAGCCCCUGGAGCACCUGGAGCAACCCCUUUCUCUACACCACCCCUGAGGCAGCCCCUGCUGCGGCGCCUGACGUCUGGCGGCGCCUGGGCCCGGUGUUCCCGAACGGCAGCCACGAGGUGACGGUCUUGAUCAAGCCCCUGUCGCCGCAGGAUGCCCGCGGGAAGAUCCUGGGCUACGCCGUGGCUGCCGAGAGCCCCGCGGGAGUGCUCCUCCUCUGCAACACCUCCAGCACAGUGUGCAACGCCCUGGUGCCCCCUGGAGCCCACACCCUCCAUGUCACCGCUUACAACUCCAGGGGGUCUUCCAGCCCUGCCAGCAUCACCCUCAGCCGGGGCACUGGCAGACAGGAAGAGUUCCCAGCACCAGUGGCCGUGGAGGUCAAGCCCGAGAACCAGAGCAGGAUCUCCGUGGCCUGGCAGCCCCUCCACCACAGCAGGAGGUCCCCGCUCUGGUUCAUAGUGGAGUGGGUUUUGACUGACCAGUAUAGCCGGGAGGAGCAGUAUUUUUGGAAGAAAGUCCCAUACCAGGAAACACACACAUACAUCCAAGAAGAUGCAGCCGCAGCAGGAGGUCACAUCAAAGCAUCAGUGUAUGCAGUCUAUCCUGAUGGAGUCAGCAAACCGAGCUCCAGCCAAGUCCCUUCAAAGGACCAGCUCCUGGGCAGCAUCUACCGUGAGAUCCCCCAUGACAAAGAUGUUGGAGUUUUCCUGGGACUGGGUGCCAGCGUGGUCAUAUUAUCAGUUGUUUUUGUAAUUCUGGCGUUUAAAAAAUCAGCCAGAAAAAGAAUUAACGCCACUAUUGUGUCACUCUUGCCAAAAUGGCUGUUUGAAGACUUUCCCCACAUGGAAAACAGCAACGUGGUAAAGUCACUCCAGGAAAAGAGUGAUUUCACAUGUAACACUUUUCAUAAGCCAUUCUUGGACACUAGUGACCCCACAGUUAUGGAAAUCGAGGAGGUGCCAGCGCACGAGGAGUACAAGAAUGUGGCCACCAGAAGGAAGCCCAGCAAAGAGAUCCCCAAGGACAGGGAGCACCCAGGGAGCACGGCAUCUGCCAGCAUCACGGCCCCCGAGCAGAUCAGUGACUACAAACCUCAGGUGUCUCACAGCAACCCGCUGGGGUAUGUAGCUGCCAACAUUUACCAAACGCAGCCCCCCACAGCCCUCCCAGAACUGGAGACGAACAUCAUCUUCAGAGACUACACGAGCCCCGUUAUCCACCUGUGGGAUGGGGAGGGAGGGGAGCACCACGUCUGUCUGCUGGAGAAGAUCAACCUCAUCUUAAACAACAGCCGGAGUGGGCAAAGCCAUGCGUUUGGCUCAGCCCAGGGGGGACGUGGCUCCCUCCUGGAGAACCAGUGGGGACACACGUCAGCCGGAGAUGUUCAAGAGCAAACACUGGUCCCCGAUGAGCUGGUCUCCUGCCUGAGAGCCAUGAAUGGGGAGUCGGUGGAUAUAAAGACCUGCUUUCCACAAAGCAUUGGAAGAUUAUUUUGAGAGAAAUUGUAACUGUGAUAAAAAGAACCAAAGUGAUAACCAUGCCAAAUAUCAGCCUUCGAGAUUGCAAACAGCAGAACUGGAGCAAAACUCCAAAUCUGAAACUCACCCUCUUCAUCAACUACAAAUACUUGUGGCUGCCUGGAAUACUCUAGCCAGUAAAUUACAAUUUUAGGCUUACCUCAUAUUUUCACAGGCAUAAAAGCAUAAAGUUGGAUUCCUGUAAGAACUGAAAUACGAAGCAGGUGAUUUUUGCAGGAUGCAGUAUGCUUCAAUAAUUAUUCAUAAUCAUUCUCUUGUUAAAUAUUUGGAGCAUUUCAUCCCUGGAGUUGAUUGCAGUUAAGAUGGAUAAAAUGAUCCCUUAGACACCCUGACUGAAUUAUGUAAAAUAUCUUGGGAUCACUCCUAAUGAAAAGACACUACACCGAGGAGGAUUUAUAUAUCAUACAGCAGACAUAGGUACCAAGAACGUGAAAUCUUUUCUGUGUGACAGAAUAACCCAAUUUCAUUUUCCCUCCCAUUUAAUCAUAAAAACCACAUCAGGCAAGAACAAACUUUCAUCAUCUGCCAGACUGAUUUAAAGUCUCUCUAAAUUGGUCACUGGGCAGAUUCUUCACUUUGGGUGAAGGAUUUAUCACCUCCUCACAGCAGCUUGUCAGCACCUCAGCUCUGAUGUUUGAGGCAGAACGUGGCACAGCAAAGCAGUGUUUAUUUGGCUCAUGGCAGGGAAUUCAGAUUUUUCUGAAAUACAGAAAAUGAACUACAGGA